GGUGAUUGUAAAGUUGGUUUCUUUGGAAGAGACUGCAUUUUUCCCUGUCCCUUUCCAACAUUCGGAAAAAAGUGCAUGUAUCUUUGUGACUGUGAAAAAAAUACAUGCCAUUAUGUUUUGGGAUGCUUAUAUCAAGAAUUCAAUAACUCGAUUUCUUCUGACGGAACAAACAAUUCUUUUUCAUUUGGUAGCAACCAAUCUGAAAUUAAUAGUCCAGGACUUGUCGCAGCAGUUAUUUGUCUGAGUAUAGGAAUAUUUCUAAUAGUGGUAAUAUAUUUUGGACGAAAAUUGUCGAAUCGUACGAAGAAAAGAAGUCCAGUACCCAUAGUCCAAUAUCAUCAAAACAGAGAGAAUGAACUAAGGCUGAAUAACUCGACAUCUUUGCAGCCAAGUAGAGAAAACGAAUAUGCUGUAAUAAACGAUGCAAGAAACAAGGGUUGCCAAUAUAUGUUUAUAAUAGAGAAAGAUAACAUUAAUCCAUAUGUUCGACCAGAUCCACGACAAAGAAGCUUAGAAGAGCGUUUAGAAUCCAGAAACAGCUAUGUGUCAUUAAUAUGUGAUGAACCUAAGUCUGAGUGAAAGUUUCUGAUUCAGGAGAUGGACAUAGAAACAUUAUUAUUAUUGUGUGCGGUAUAGUGCUAUGUGUACAUUUACUAUCUUUGAAAUUUUUGAUGAAAAAAAUAUCUGCUAUCAUUUCAUCACACAUUGUCGAAAAUCAAUCUAAGAGAAUGUGUCAAUUCCACUGCGACAAAAAGAAUGACGAUUAAUUUUAAUGAAAAAUAUUCUAUUCCAAUGAUGGAUAGGCAGAUUUGUUUUUGUUUUCUUUCGUAAAAUAAAUUUCUAGAAGAUUAA
This is a messenger RNA of Saccostrea cuccullata (small rock oyster), 852 nucleotides long. RefSeq lists its product as uncharacterized. NCBI's taxonomy places the organism in Eukaryota, Metazoa, Mollusca, Bivalvia, Ostreida, Ostreidae. The coding region runs from base 76 to 579 and encodes 167 amino acids. The record is from RefSeq and is a predicted model, not a curated record. The transcript has 2 exons.